Truncatella angustata is the source of this 1338-nucleotide messenger RNA. RefSeq names its product kinetochore Sim4 complex subunit FTA2-domain-containing protein. The record is from RefSeq and is a predicted model, not a curated record. Lineage: Eukaryota; Fungi; Ascomycota; Sordariomycetes; Amphisphaeriales; Sporocadaceae. Bases 1 to 1338 code for a protein of 445 amino acids. The transcript is spliced from 2 exons.
AUGGCGAACCUGCAUGAGCCUUCAGAAGACAAUGCUUACCCGAAUGAUGUUCCAUUAGAACUGGAAAUCUCCUCGGUCGGUAGUCUCAAGUCGUGCGCAGAAAAAGAACACCAACGCACGCAAGAAGAUCGAUCAUCUUCAUGUAUAUCACCAGUUGGUCUUGUCCAACAUCACGACAUCGAACGAGAUGUAACACUUUUUGGAAAGCACACGGGGUGGACUUUUCAGGGUCUUCGCGGAGGUAAGAAUACAGAAGCCACGGGUCCUCAAGUCGAUCAUGUAAGCGGCUACGGAGCACGUGUGCAUCCAGAGCGUGAUCGGGAAAAUCUUUGCGAUUUAUUUGAAUCGACACAACUUGAGAAUCUUCCGCCAGUCCCAGGCCCCAAGCUCUCCCGAUGCCGGGUCCUGGCCGACCCUCUAGUUGUCACACUCGAAGAGCCACUUCAUCGAGGCGACCAUGCUCAUAUAUGGAAGGUCUCUUGCCAUGGCCAUACAUAUGCACUCAAAAUUUUCAAACCACGUCCUUCGACGGACUAUUGGGAUUAUAUUACCUAUCCUUUUGCCUCGCACACAAUAACGCGUGCAGACCUACAGACCUAUAUGGACCCAUUCCUCAGUGAGCGUCGUGCUUACGGUCGCCUGAAGGAGAUGAACAGAGAGAGUUUAGCUGUGAAAUGCCACGGAUACCUCAUCUACUCGGAAUCCUUCCUGGAGGAAAAGGGCGUUGACCUGAGCUCCGCUGCCGAAUCAUCGCAAUUCUCGUGGCGGAAUAACCAAAGUAGUAUCUUCCUGGACGCUAUUCCAGAGGAGCCUGUUGGACACGGCUCGAAACGUAUUUAUGCACUUCUGAAGGACCUCGCGCCAGUAGAGGAUUCCGAAAUACCCACCCAGUCACAAGUGAAGCAAAUGUCGAGGGAUCUCGUGGCGUUACACAAACUAGGCAUCUUCCAUGGCUCUAUCUCUUAUAAAUGCUUCAUGACAGGGAAACUAAUUGAUCUGGGCACAUCACAGACCGUUCCCAGACCAUUCUUGGACGGCCACUUCCGUGGUCAGGACCCUCUGGGCUCCGAGAAGGAUCUUCUUCUCAGCGACCAGUUAGGUUUCGAUAAGGAAGUUGUGGAUUUCUGGACCGACGAAGCGGCAAAGACAAAAGGCAUGCAACGGAAAGUUUUCAGCAGGGCGUUUUGCCCAGAGAAGCGAUGUUAUGACAGGUUAAGAGGAGGCGAGAAUAGGGAGUUUAUCAAAGAUCUCCGAGUAGGUGAGGGUUGGUUCAAUCCUGCUGACUAUAAAUGGAAGAGCAUCGAGCCUGGAAAGCGGAAGAGAAUGAGUACAGCCUGA